GCUCAAUGUCGCUGGUGUUCGAGGUUUAUCGUAAAUGGUAAAGUUAUUGGAAGCUUCCCAACACAAAGUCAAACGCUCAAAGACAGAUAUUAGAGACACACAGGGAACAUAUCAUCAAACCCUCCGUCAUUUCAUCUACAGCUAGCUACCUCCCACCACCACAGUUAGGUUGCGCCACCACCCCAUCAGUUUAUAAUCACAUUUGCAUGUUUGUAGCCAUUUCCCUGGAACCAUAACAGAUAAAUCCAAAAGGCAAGCAGUGUAGUAUUUUAGAAUAAAACUCCAGAAAAGAGAGAGAGAGAUCACGGAAUCCCAAUACUCUUGUCCAAAUCUUUGCACCCCUUAUCUCCUUGGCCCCUCUAAGCUCGAAAAACAAACACUUCUCUCGCUGCAUCAAAUCAAAUACAGUGCAUAUUAAUCCCUUAUUAUUGAUCCAUUUCGAUGAAGAAGAACCAGUUCCGAAAAUUGAAAUUUCGUCGGCUAGUGUUUGCAUAUGGCGACUGCUUUUACUUUGAAGGGAGAUAAUCAUAUAGCAAGUAAUGUCAAUGGCGACGGUGUUGAAAGUAGUAUUGAGAGUCCAAUGACUGCUGGCUCCUCUAACGCGCCGCCAUUGCAUUCUACUACUCUUCUGGAUCGAGUUCCGGCGGAAAACGGCAAGUCGACGCUGAGAAAAAGGGCGGCGUCGGAUAUGGAACUUCAAGCAGGCAACGGCGGCGCUGACUACCAUAAUAGGUUUCUCCGCCGUACAGCAACAACGCCGCUGGGUGAUUUUGGGGUCUGUUCUUUUAUGAGUGGUGGUGAUUUUAAUAGUCCUAAUCCACUAUUACGUUCGACACACGUGGCCAACUACUCCACUACGAUGACGAUGUUACCAUCUUCCACGAAUUUGACGUCAGCCAAAUCCGGAUCUGGUUCCGAACCUGCCAUUUCAACUCCAAACCUAAAUUACCAUCACCAUCUGCAACAAUCCCAAAUUCAAGCCUCUACAUCUACACCUUCUGUCUGCGUUUUCUCAGGCUUGCCUUUGUUCCCUCCUGAUAAAACUCAGAACCCAAAUUUGCUGCUUUCUCCAUCACCCGUGCUAUUACCGGUUAAUUCUAAUACAUCAACUGGUGGAGGUGUAAUUUCCAUGGAGGAGGGUGCAGCAGCUACGGCAUGGAUCGACGGCAUAAUAAAAGAUCUUAUCCACAGCUCAAAUAAUGUCUCUAUACCUCAACUGAUCCUCAACGUAAGAGAGAUUAUACACCCUUGCAACCCUAAUCUUGCAGCCCUUCUUGAAUACAGGCUUCGUUCUCUUACUGGUACUGAUUCUGUCACAAAUUACCCCGAAAGGAGGAAGGAAGCUUUGCCGCCGGUGAGUUUACAAACACCGGACCAGCAUGGGCAAGGGCAGGUACAGGUAGGCACUCCACGGCUCAGGCUGUAUAUGGACGACAAUUUGUUCACUCAUGGCCUUUCUGAAUCCAUGAAUCAACACUUGAGUUGGCCGGGUGUCACACAACCGGCGACGGUGAAUGCAGCCGGGAACAGCCAGUACCUCCGGAGCAAUCCUAGUGCAGCAACCACAAUCCCUACCAGUGUUUCUUUCACUGUGCCUGCAACUAUGGUUACUGAUUCGAAUGAUCAAGUGCGCCAGUCUCCUCAGCCCGAAACCCAUCCCGAGCAGCCUAUGGAGCAGCAACAGCAUAGUCAGUCGGCUGCGGCGGCGGCAAUGCCAGCAACGUUCCCUUCGACAACCGCAGUGGAAGCAAUUAGAGAAAGGAAAGAAGAAAUGAGACAAAAACAAAGAGACGAAGACGGCUUACACCUCUUGACCUUACUCCUCCAGUGCGCCGAGGCUGUAUCUGCUGAUAACAUGGAGGAAGCAAAUAGAAUGCUGUUAGAAAUAUCUGAAUUGGCAACACCAUUUGGCACUUCAGCUCAGCGCGUCGCUGCAUAUUUCUCCGAGGCAAUGUCGGCAAGGAUAGUAAACUCGUGCUUGGGAAUAUAUGCAGCGCUACCGAUGGUACCACAUAGCCAGAAAACGGCGUCGGCCUUCCAAGUGUUUAACGGGAUCAGUCCUUUUGUGAAGUUUUCGCAUUUCACUGCAAAUCAGGCCAUUCAAGAAGCAUUUGAGAGGGAGGAUAGAGUGCACAUUAUAGACCUUGACAUAAUGCAAGGCCUGCAAUGGCCUGGACUCUUCCACAUACUGGCGUCGCGGCCUGGUGGACCACCAUUUGUUCGCCUUACCGGCCUUGGCACUUCCAUGGAGGCACUAGAGGCCACUGGCAAACGGUUGUCUGAUUUUGCAGAAAAAUUGGGAUUACCAUUUGAGUUUUCACCCGUAGCUGAUAAAAUUGGGAAUCUGAACCCGCAAAGGUUGAGUAUAAGUGAGACGGAGGCUGUUGCUGUUCACUGGUUGCAGCAUUCUCUCUACGAUGUCACUGGUUCAGACACCAAUGCCCUUUGGCUCUUGCAAAGAUUAUGUCCAAAAGUAGUGACAGUUGUAGAGCAAGAUUUGAGCCAUGCUGGUUCGUUCUUGGGAAGAUUUGUGGAGGCCAUUCAUUACUACUCGGCCUUGUUUGACUCAUUGGGAGCUUGCUAUGGAGAAGAGAGCGAGGAAAGACAUAUAGUGGAGCAGCAACUCUUAUCAAGGGAGAUAAGAAAUGUGUUGGCUGUGGGUGGUCCUUCAAGAAGUGGGGAGGUGAAAUUCAACAACUGGAGAGAAAAGCUUCAGCAAUCGGGCUUCAAGGGCGUAUCUUUGGGUGGCAAUGCAGCGGCUCAGGCAACACUUCUGCUCGGAAUGUUCCCGUCUGAUGGUUAUACCUUGGUGGAGGAUAACGGUGCCCUGAAACUCGGUUGGAGAGAUUUAUGCCUGCUCACUGCCUCGGCAUGGCGGCCCAGCACCAACCAUUUUCCAUCCUCCAUCCAGUAGAAUUGCCACUGGCACUGGCCUCAUCUUUUUGAUUACUUUGUCGUGAUGUUUUUUUCAGAAAACUUUUUACUCUUCAAUGAUAGACAUUAAUGUUAUACUUAGUUGGAAUUUUGAAAUUUACAAGUUGAAUGAGAUCAUUGGUAUGUAGCA
Messenger RNA from Olea europaea var. sylvestris, 3064 nucleotides. RefSeq names its product protein SCARECROW-like. Bases 494 to 2914 code for a protein of 806 amino acids. Gene Ontology annotation, molecular function: sequence-specific DNA binding; DNA-binding transcription factor activity. NCBI's taxonomy places the organism in Eukaryota, Viridiplantae, Streptophyta, Magnoliopsida, Lamiales, Oleaceae. Gene Ontology annotation, biological process: bundle sheath cell fate specification; maintenance of protein location in nucleus; regulation of DNA-templated transcription. The record is from RefSeq and is a predicted model, not a curated record. The transcript has 2 exons. Gene Ontology annotation, cellular component: nucleus.